This is a messenger RNA of Lachancea lanzarotensis, 1740 nucleotides long. RefSeq names its product LALA0S02e10682g1_1. The record is from RefSeq and is a predicted model, not a curated record. Gene Ontology annotation, molecular function: metallocarboxypeptidase activity. Lineage: Eukaryota; Fungi; Ascomycota; Saccharomycetes; Saccharomycetales; Saccharomycetaceae. Gene Ontology annotation, cellular component: fungal-type vacuole lumen. The coding region runs from base 1 to 1740 and encodes 579 amino acids. The transcript has a single exon.
AUGUCUAACGACUACACACCAUUAGACGGUUCUACAAGGCCUUACAGAACCAGAAAGAAUUGGAUUCUUUCUGCAUUUGCAUUUGUUAUAGUGCUCUCGGUUUUUGGAGCCUCUCGUAUUGUCCACAAUGCCUCAGAAACGCAUCCCGAACCUUUGAUGUGCGACAAUGUGCAUAAGUUGGACCAUUUGCCCAUUCAAAAAAUCCAGAAACUACUCAAUGACAAGGCCCUGUACAAUGAGACCCUUGCCAAGCUACAGAACGCAGUCCGGGUACCAACAGAAAUCUCCGACUCAGCAGUAAACCCUGAAGUGGACCCGGACCACGAAAUAUGGACACCUUUUAAACAACUGCACAAGCAGCUAGCCAAAGACUUUCCCACAAUGUGGGACAAACUGGAAGUCGAACAUGUCAACCAUUAUGGACUUAUCAUCACUUGGAAAGGGUCUAAUUCAAAGCUCAAGCCCAUUAUGUUUGCAGCACAUCAGGACGUCGUACCCGUUGAACGGAAGACGUGGGACCAGUGGGAACACAAGCCAUUCUCCGGCGAUAUUACUGAGGAUUCCGAAUGGGGCACGCUUUUGUGGGGACGUGGUUCAUUUGACGACAAAAACCAACUGAUUGGCGUUUUGCAGACGUUGGAAUAUCUGCUGGUCCAUGAACCUAAAUUUCAGCCUCAGCGCAGCAUCAUUCUUGCAUCUGGGUUCGAUGAAGAAAGUGGAGGUCAGCUGGGAGCCGCGUACAUUGCUAAAAACCUACAUGAACGCUACGGUGAUAACGGAAUCCUCAGUAUCAUCGAUGAAGGUGUGGUUGGCGUAAAGGAAGUCGACAACGUGUUGAUGGCCGCCCCGGGGACCGCCGAAAAGGGUCGCUUCGACAUGUGGAUUCAUCUCAACACUCCAGGUGGUCACUCGUCUGUGCCUCCAGACCAUACGUCCAUCGGGAUUGCAGCUGAAUUAAUCACAGACAUCGAAAGCGAGAAAUUUCCAGCCCUUUUCACUGAAAGAAACCCUGUUUCGCAAUACUACCGCUGCAUAGCCAAAAACUCCGACAGUAUAAGUCCUAGCGUGAAAAAGGACUUUGCACGGGCAAUUCAAGACCCAAAAGCAAGAGGUCGCGUCUUGAAAUACCUGUUUGAAACCGGAGGAAAGAAAACUGAGUAUCUGUUCCGCAGUACGCACGCAUUCGACCUGAUUCACGGAGGAAUCAAAGCCAAUGCCUUGCCAGAGACUGUGUCAGUGUUUGUUGAUUCACGGGUCGCUGUUGAGACCCCUACUGAAGAAAUUAAAGAAGCGUUCAUUGCUAAAGUUCUGAAAGUGGCUAAAAAAUACAAUCUUGGGGUCUCUACUCCAGACACAGUGCUUCUCGCAGCCACCUCUAACGGUAACUUUGUUUUAGAGUAUGAUGAACCGCUUGAAUCGGCCCCAGUGUCGCCAGAAAACGAGGUAUGGUCCGUUUUCGCCGGUGUCAUUAAAACUUUCUACGAGGAUGUGAUUUUCCCAAAAUCUCGCUACGACUCUCGUGAACUGGUCGUAGCUCCCAGCAUCAUGAGUGCCAACACAGACACCGCCCACUACUGGAAUCUCACCGACAACAUUUAUCGUUAUCAGCCGGGUUUUGCCAUGGAGGACACAUUGUCGACGAUACAUUCGGUGAACGAACACAUCAACUUCGAAACAGUGAUGCAUGUAGUAGCAUUCACAUAUAGCUACAUUCAUGCUGUCGAUGCUUCGGAGCUUUGA